CUUUUGACAGAUGCGGAGACCAUGGUCAAGUACUUAGCAAGAAUGUGACCAGCGAGCACUUCCGUACCUCUGAGAAUUUUCAUGCAUCGACAACAGAGCAGUUGGCAAGCCUCUACAUUUCUUCAGACCUCCACACAAACACUCGCGACCGUUGAGGAUGUAAUGCAAAGACGGCGUCUUCUCUGUGAGUUGCUGGAAAAGAGAAAGGUCGAGCGACAACUACUCCUUGCAGAGACAAGGCUACCAGUUUUACAGGCCAGAGGAGGACGUCUUCCUGAUCAGCAGUCAUCUGCUCACGGCUCUGGAAGGAAAUACAAGUGUCAGAAGCUCUUCUCAUUCAAGACGCGGUCUCGAAUGAUUCAGCACGAACCACCGGACAUAUUGAAGAAGCACGUGUGGAAGCCAUGUAAGGAGCCGCCGGAGAAUCCCUUGGAAAGCGACACCAGCGUCCCAAAAAAAAAAGAAAAAGAAGGACACGUCGAUAGUGAGUCCAAAACCGCUGGAGGACAAGAGAAAAGCGGAUCUGGUCAUAUUUAUGCAGUAGGGACAUCCAACGAGGACACUCGAUGUCGGAACCAUUAAUGUCAACGUUAUGUGAGCACUGAACAAGGAGUUUCAACAGUCCAAGGCAUCCGAGUUGUUGCCAAAGAUCGAGACCUGCCUCCAAUAAGCUAUUUGCCACGUGUCCCAAGCCAAACGUACCUACCAGAGAGCUAUUGGUC
Molecule: messenger RNA, 722 nt
Organism: Gamsiella multidivaricata
Lineage: Eukaryota; Fungi; Mortierellomycota; Mortierellomycetes; Mortierellales; Mortierellaceae
Exons: 2
Coding region: 82-582 (166 amino acids)
Source: RefSeq, a predicted model, not a curated record